AUGGAGGGUGCUGCUGUACACGAUGACUCUACGACGUUGUUGGCCGACGUAGCAUUUCAGACCGCAUCAAUACCAAUAGUAGAUACCAGCCUUUACAGUUUGUCUUCCGAAGAAGCUGCGUUCUUCAAGGCGCAAAUCGGCAUCGACGACGACGAAGACUUGAAGAGGCAUAUCCUGGAGGUGCAGGCGAAAGCAUACAAGGUUGCACCAUAUCCUUGUAUUCACGGAUUUGUCUUUCUUCGCUUAAACAUAUCAAGUUACCUUGUGUAUGAACACAUCCUCAAGCUUGGUCGCGAGCGCCCCGAUGCCGUGUUACUCGACCUUGGCUGUUGUUUCGGGGUUGAUGCCAGAAAGGCUGCGGCGGAUGGUUUUCCUGCGAAAAAUAUCAUUGCUUCAGAUAUCAGCAACGAAUUCCUCGAGCUGAGCCACGAACUUUUCAGAACGACACCAACUUCUUACCCGGGAUGCCUCCUUCCAGGAGAUGUCUUUGAUCCAGAAUUUCUUUCCAUAGCUGCACAGCCGAACGACAUUUCUUCGACCCCAGCUAUCGAUUUAUCCUCGUUGGAAUCCCUUAAUCCCCUUCAUGGCUGCAUAAGCGCAAUCAACGCUACAAGGCUUUUCCACCUCUUCACUGAGGAAAAACAAGUGCAUCUUGCCAGGGCUCUCGCAGGUCUGUUAUCUGCGCAGCCAGGGUCCGUUAUUUGCGGUUAUCAGGUCGGAACUCUCGAAAAAGGUAUGGUAAUUGCGAAUAUAUCGGGCUCCGAGCAUGGGUUGUUCGCUCAUUCUCCUCAAACUUGGUCAUCUUUGUGGGAUGGAGAGGUAUUCGAGAAGGGAAGUGUAAAGGUAGAAACAGAGUUAGUGGAAGUUGCGAUUCACGAGGUGCAAUUCCUCAUGAUGGAGUGGUCAGUGGUGAGAUUGUAG
This is a messenger RNA of Suillus subaureus, 921 nucleotides long. RefSeq lists its product as uncharacterized. The record is from RefSeq and is a predicted model, not a curated record. Lineage: Eukaryota; Fungi; Basidiomycota; Agaricomycetes; Boletales; Suillaceae. The transcript is spliced from 5 exons. The coding region runs from base 1 to 921 and encodes 306 amino acids.